Molecule: messenger RNA, 2375 nt
Organism: Trifolium pratense (red clover)
Lineage: Eukaryota; Viridiplantae; Streptophyta; Magnoliopsida; Fabales; Fabaceae
Product: probable histone-arginine methyltransferase 1.4
Exons: 15
Coding region: 555-2168 (537 amino acids)
Biological process (GO): peptidyl-arginine methylation
Molecular function (GO): protein-arginine N-methyltransferase activity
Source: RefSeq, a predicted model, not a curated record
UAUGGAAUGAUCGUAAUGAAUUGAUAUCUAAUCGGUACUCUAAUCUCCAAUAAAAUUGGUUCAUUCAUAAAAUUAGUUUAGUGCAAGUGAUUGUUGAGAGUAUUGCUAAACCCACGAGGUUCCACUAUUCAUAUCAAAUAAAAACCCCCAAUACUUUUAAGUUUAACGUCGAUAGAGCUCAUGGCAAAAGGAAUGGUUUCUCAACUUGCAAUAUUGGUCGCAAUAAUUUGCAAAGUGCUAAAUUGUGGAGUUUAGUUCAUAUUAUGCUUACCACUAGUCAUCUCCAUCUUUUAAGUAUAAUUUUUUGAAACAAAUUAUAUAUUUAUUGCAAGUGUUGUCCCCAAUCGAUCUACAACUAUGUCUUAUCUCAAACUUUCCUCCUCUAACAAAUUUUUGUUAAUCCUGACUGUAAUUUUCUAUGUUACUUAUAUGAUAUUAGAUUGCAAUAGUGAUUCCACCUCGCCGCUUAGUUUGUUAACUUACCGCUCUUAGUAUAAAAAAUAAUAAAAAAAAAACCAAGAAAAAGUCAGUAACUGUGAUUAAGCUCAGAGAUAAUGGCAGAAUCGGCGGAGAUAAAGAGUAAGCAGCGAGACUUCCCUUUGGCAUGUGUCAAACAGCUCUCUUCAGCUUCUUCUUCUUCUGCUUCGCCGGGGAUUGUCCGCCUCACCACCAACGCUGUUCAAAUUCACCACGAUUCUCACCAGAUUGCUCUCCAUGUUAACCUUCCAGAUAUUCAGAUAUUCAGAUUAGGUCCUGUUCAAUCAGUUUGCAUAGUGGAAGGUUCUGAUGCUGGCAAACAGACAUCUUACUCCAGAGGAGUUGCUAUACAGUUUAGAAACGAGGAAGAGAGUGAGGCCUUCCAUUGUGUAUUCCAACAAUGGAAGAAGGAAUUCAAUGUUCAAGGAGGGAACAUAACGAAUGGAACUAAUGCAAUGACUUCCAAAAGCAAAUUUGAUGAAAAGAUAGAGCCAUCUUCUGCAAAAAUGUAUUUUCAUUAUUAUGGACAACUUCUUCAUCAGCAAAAUAUGUUGCAGGACUAUGUGAGGACAGGUACAUAUUAUGCUGCUGUUAUGGAGAACCGCACUGAUUUCUUUGGUCGUGUAGUAGUUGAUGUUGGCGCCGGCAGUGGUAUUUUGUCAUUAUUUGCUGCUCAGGCAGGUGCAAAACAUGUAUAUGCAAUAGAAGCAUCUGAAAUGGCAGAAUACGCACGCAAACUUAUAGCUGGGAACCCACUACUGGGUCAACGAAUUACCGUUAUCAAAGGAAGAGUUGAGGAUGUUGUAUUGCCAGAGAAAGCAGAUAUUCUGAUAUCUGAGCCCAUGGGCACCUUGUUAGUUAAUGAAAGAAUGCUGGAGUCUUAUGUUAUUGCCAGAGAUAGGUUUCUUACCCCUAAUGGCAAAAUGUUUCCUACAUCGGGAAGGAUUCAUAUGGCACCUUUCAGUGAUGAAUGUUUGUUUGUUGAAAUUGCUAGUAAGGGGCUGUUCUGGCAGCAACAAAACUAUUAUGGUGUUGAUUUGACGCCCUUACACGGGACUGCCUUUCAAGGAUACUUCUCUCAGCCUGUUGUGGAUGCUUUUGAUCCAAGGUUGUUAAUAUCUCCUUCUAUGUUCCAUGCGAUGGACUUUACCAAAAUAAAGGAAGAAGAGCUGUAUGAAAUCGACAUUCCUCUCAGAUUUAUAGCCAGUGUGGGUGCUAGAGUACAUGGUUUAGCAUGUUGGUUUGAUGUACUGUUCAAUGGAAGUUCUGUGCAAAGGUGGCUUACCACUGCCCCUGGUUCACCGGUAACUCAUUGGUAUCAGUUACGCUGUGUUCUCUUCCAACCUAUUUAUGUCAUGGCGGGGCAAGAAAUUACUGGCAGGCUGCACUUGAUUGCACACAGUGCACAGAGUUACACAAUCUAUUUAACCUUGUCAGCUAAAAUGUGGGGUCCUGGCGCUGAGCAAGGAGGGAUUCUUCAAACAUCAUCCUGUAAACUUGAUCUGAAAGAACCAUACUAUAGAAUGUCUCAACCUCAAGCUUAUCCGUCAACCCAAGAUCAUCAACCUCAACCAUUUUUAUCGGCACAGGAUGUAAAGAACCAAUCUCAAGAUUUGGAUGACACCGAGAUAAUGCAACAGCCUUCACCUUAUUCACAUGCUGAGAUUGACUCGUAUAUGCAGAAUGCAUAAGUUGAUGAAUACUACUAACCCGUGUUCUGUUUGUAACAUGAAUCAGCUAGUUAGGGGAACGUGUCCGUCUUUAUUUGGACAUACCCCUUGCCUGUAAAUUCUUCAAAACUGCAUCUGUUGUGUGUUGUGAGUGUUUGUGAUGCUGAUUUUGUAUUUGAUUGCAUCAUAUUUAACCAGUAAUAUGUUGAAUAUUUAUGGCUGGAGAAA